Molecule: messenger RNA, 1611 nt
Organism: Fusarium proliferatum ET1
Lineage: Eukaryota; Fungi; Ascomycota; Sordariomycetes; Hypocreales; Nectriaceae
Product: related to beta-lactamase class C and other penicillin binding proteins
Exons: 1
Coding region: 1-1611 (536 amino acids)
Molecular function (GO): aminopeptidase activity
Source: RefSeq, a predicted model, not a curated record
AUGCCUGUAUCAAAGGAAUUAGUCCAGGAUAUCCUAAAGGCGAUCCCAGCCCGCAUCCGCGGUCCAGGCGGUGCUGUCGCCGUCCUCUCAGAUGGUGCCCUCGUUGAUCAGCGCGUCUGGGGUUACGCCGACUUCAACCGCAGAAUCCCCAUGGCGGAUGAUACGCUGAUUCCCAUAUGCUCCAUCUCAAAGCAGAUGCUCUGCGGAUUGGUCGCGGACCUGGAAAAGAACCCUACUCCCAAGUUGACGGAGAAGGGCGAUGUGAAGACGCAGUUCCAGGAGAAGUUGAAAGAGAUUCUUCCAGAGCUUGCCAAGACGGGCGAGUUGAAGAUUGAUCAUUUGUGCAACAAUCGAUCUGGCAUUCGCGACUAUUGGGCUAUCACUUUACUCUGGGGUGCAAAGCCAGAGGAUCCCUACUCGAUUGCUGAGCACAAUGAUAAGGUGUUGAAGACGAUCCAGUCGACGCAUUUCACACCGGGAACGGAGUACUCUUACUGCAACACCAACUUCAAUAUCGUAGCGCGAGUCGUCGAAGCUACUACCGGGGAGUCGCUCUCAGAUCUCCUCAAUGCACGCAUCUUUGGACCGGCUGGCAUGAAGACUGCUCAGCUUGGUGCAGACACGGCGAAACUUCCACCACCUUGCGUUGGAUACGAAGGCGAUGAGGACAGAGGUUAUAUCCCUGCGGAGAACCGCAUUGAGUGGGCUGGCGAUGCAGGUAUCAUUGCCUCACUCGGCGACAUGAUCGCUUACGAGUCGUUCCUGGACCGUAGCCUGUUCGAUCCUACCAGUUGGUACCGCGCAAUCUUCAAGCCUACAUCUUUCACAGACGGCGUUCCUUCAGUAUACUCUCAAGGCCUCGGCCAUAGUCAAUAUGGUAGUGUAUCUGGAAUUGGUCACGGUGGUGCUCUUCGUGGUUUCAGACUUUAUCGAGCUCAUGUACCGGAAGAACGUCUUUCAGUUGUGGCCAUGUUCAACCAUGAAGCUGAUGCAGCUACACUCGUGGAACAUAUCAUCCAAACUACUUUGGCUCUUCAGAAGCCUCCGCCGCCUACGCUUGUUGAUGCAUCAUCUGCUUGGCCGGGUAUCUAUCUUGACGAUGGAACUCAACUGGCUGUCACGAUCAAGAAUGGUAAAAAGGGUCAAAUCGUGGUAAACUACGCCAACUACGCGGAGCCCGUCAAUCUGACGGACCCUGAGCGAGGAGAAUCUCGUGCAAUGGUAGCCGUCAUCGACGGCGACAACCUUCGCAUUCACCGUCUGAAAGAGAACAGAACCUUGAACGCAAAGCGCCUCAAGAUUGGCGAUACACCCAUUGACAACUCGCUGUUCACGGGGGACUUUUACUCCGAAGAAAUCGGCUCAACCUUCCACUGUGUGGAUCAAGGCGGACUCAUGUUUGGCACCUUUGAGGGGUUCCUGGGUCACAGUCCAGCUCAGUUCAUGAGAUAUCUUGGAGGGGAUGUCUGGGCGCUUGCGAACCCGAGAGGUAUGGAUGCAAAGCCUCCUGGCGACUGGACUCUCGUUUUCCAUCGAGAUGAGAAGGAUGGUGUUACUGGAGUGACGAUUGGAUGUUGGUUGGCAAGGAAGAUUGAGUUUGUGAAAAAGUGA